GUAUGGCAGCCGGGACAGCAUGGUUACUGCUGCUGUUUGCAGUCCUGAUGGCGCGAGGGUUGAACGCUCAGGACUGUGGCGAGGCGCCUCUGAACACCAGAGUGGUGGGUGGCGAGAACGCCUCGGCCGGCUCGUGGCCCUGGCAGGUCAGCGUACACCUGCUGGGGUCUCACAUCUGCGGAGGGACUCUCAUCAGCGCCGAGUGGGUUCUCACAGCAGCCCACUGCAUCCUAACAAACACAGUUAGUCAAUGGACUCUCUACUUUGGAAGAGAAACUCAAGCUGGCCCUAAUCCCAACGAGGUGUCGCGCUCUGUGAGCCAAGUCAUCGUCCAUCCCAACUACAAUGACUCACUCUUGAACAACGACAUCGCCCUAAUGAAGCUCAGCAGCCCCGUCACUUUCACGAACUUUAUCAGACCCAUCUGCCUGGCAAGUAACACCAGCCAGUUCUUCAACGCCACGCUCUGCUGGGCCACCGGCUGGGGAAACCUGGCCAAGGACCAGCCUCUGCCAGAUUCCUCAGCACUGCAGGAGGUUCAGGUUCCCAUCUUUGGAAACAAGCAGUGCACCUGCAAUUACUUGCAAAGUCCAAAUGCAAAUAUCACUGAUCAGAUGAUUUGUGCCGGGCAAGAAAACAAAGGAAUAUGUCAGGGGGACUCUGGUGGACCUUUGCAAUGCAAACAAGGCUCUUCGUGGGUCCAGGCCGGUCUUGCCAGUUUCGGAGUACCUUGUGCCCGGGCUGGUUUUCCAGAGGUCUUCGCCCGAGUGUCUGAAUUCCAGUCUUGGAUCACAGAUCAAGUGGCAGGAGCGAACGUUAGCUUUGUGACAUUCGCUACUAGUGGCACUGACCCGGACAGCAGCUUUGUGUGCAGAACCACAGGCUCUGGAAGUUUAAACACGCUGGCGACUGAGCUUACAUUUAUGGCCGUCGUAGUGACCAUGUUGCUGCAUCACGUUUGAGCUCCGUAGUGCUUCUUCUGUUCUGCUCCGUUCGCCUUUUAAAACAGUUUUUAAGGCUUACACUUAAAAGUAACACCAUGGUGACUGUACAGGAGCUUGUAUGAUGAAACCUCAUUUUAACAUUGGCUCUACUUUUUUUUUUUUUUUGCACUGCACUUAAUGCAAACUUAUUUAACCAUCUUCACAGAAAAUAAUCAUUUCGGUAAGCAAAGUUAUUUAUAAUUGCACAUAUGCACUUAUUAUACAAACAACAAAUAAUCAAUCAACCAACAAAUCGUUUUGUCACAAUGAAUUAUCCUGAUUUGUUUAAAAUUCAUUAAUAGACCUAAUUUACUAGUGAUUGUCUUACUUGCCAUUGUGUGCAAGAAACAUGCAGAUUCUUCAGAUAAACAAAAGUUGUAAAUGUCACUUACUUGAAGAGCGUUUUAAAAGUAGCAUUCUGCUCACUCUUUGUAAGUUAAAAGAGACACUGUCCUUGUGAUUUUCUGUUAUUUAUAUGCUGUGUGCAAAUAAAAAGAGUCCGUAGAGUCAAAAAA
Messenger RNA from Stegastes partitus (bicolor damselfish), 1498 nucleotides. Its product is annotated as polyserase-2. Bases 3 to 962 code for a protein of 319 amino acids. Lineage: Eukaryota; Metazoa; Chordata; Actinopteri; Pomacentridae. The transcript is spliced from 6 exons. The record is from RefSeq and is a predicted model, not a curated record. Gene Ontology annotation, biological process: proteolysis. Gene Ontology annotation, molecular function: serine-type endopeptidase activity.